Molecule: messenger RNA, 4287 nt
Organism: Columba livia (rock pigeon)
Lineage: Eukaryota; Metazoa; Chordata; Aves; Columbiformes; Columbidae
Gene: NDP
Product: norrin cystine knot growth factor NDP
Exons: 3
Coding region: 914-1315 (133 amino acids)
Biological process (GO): Wnt signaling pathway; positive regulation of DNA-templated transcription; Norrin signaling pathway
Molecular function (GO): cytokine activity; frizzled binding
Source: RefSeq, a predicted model, not a curated record
GACUUUGAUGACCAAUUGUAGUAAAGCAGCACAGCUUGAAUUAAGGAUAUCUGAGAUCGAUCAUGGCUAAAAAAAAAAAAAGUUCUAAGAAAAACCUGUCAGAAAAAAGACCAAUGAGUAAUCUGGGGAAAAGUCAGUUUGUCUAUGGAUAUUUUCCAAGUACAAACAGAUAUCACAUUUUAAAAAUCGUUACUUUCAUAUUCUUCAUUCAGCUCUGUUGCUGUGCUUCUCAGUAGUUUGCUUUAUCUUGCACGCAGUGUAUUUGUUUAGGAAGGAACUGUAUUCAGGAUUUAUAUUCCACUAGCUUACAUAUGCCACAGCGUACGUAUCUUCAGAUCCGAAACAAUAACAACAACAAAAAAAGCGCUUGCAUUUCCUUCUGUUUCCUGGAUUGCCAAUAAUAAGAAGUCCCUGCAGAGGAGAGCUUGGCUGGUGGUGUUUUCUGAUUUCUCAGAUAACAAGAGCUUCACAUUUCUGUGGAAUUCCCAUUUGCCAGUGAGCUGCUGCUGCCGCUGCCCUGAUUGAUAUAUGACUGCAAUGGCACUCUUCCAUUUGACAUUCCCUCUCUCUCCCUCUCCCUCUCUCUCUUAAACAACAGCCCUAACUUUUGUGUGUUGCAAAUAUAAAAGGCAAGCCAUGUGACAGAGGGACAGAAGAACAAAAGCAUUUGGAACUAGCAGGACCUCUUUUUAGCUCUGUGAAGAGUUUGAGGAGAGGAAGGAGCAGUGCAUUUUCCAAAGGAGAUUCUUUGACGGAUUACAAUCUCAGCAAACUCCAACUCGAGGAGAAGAAUGACAGCUAAAAGACUUAAACCAGACUUUUCACCAUCCUGGAAAGGGACUGGCUGCCAGCAUUUGGAGUUUUUUUAAUACUCUACCUCCCUCUGCUGUUAUCAGUGAGAAGUUUCUCGACAAUGGGAAAUCAUGUAAUUGCAGCUUCGAUUUCCAUGCUCUCGCUCCUGGCAAUGAUGGGAGACACUGACAGUAAAACAGACAGUUCCUUCAUGAUCGACUCUGAUCCCACCCGCUGUAUGAGGCAUCACUAUGUCGACUCCAUCAGCCACCCUAUGUACAAGUGUAGCUCGAAGAUGGUGCUACUGGCUCGCUGUGAAGGGCGCUGCAGCCAGACAUCACGCUCGGAACCGAUGGUUUCUUUCAGCACCGUCCUGAAGCAGCCUUUCCGCUCCACCUGCCACUGCUGCCGGCCCCAGACCUCCAAGCUGAAGGCCAUGCGGUUGCGAUGCUCAGGGGGCAUGCGGCUCACUGCCACCUACCGCUACAUCCUCUCCUGUCACUGUGAGGAGUGCAACUCCUAGGGAUGUACCCGCCACAGCAGUUGGGGGACCGGGAUGCUGCUGUCAGGGAAGGCUCCCAAGAAGAAACCCGAGGUGAGGCUGAUGCUCCCAGCAUACAGUUGCAGUGAGGACAGGACUAACCAGGCUGGAUUGGAUCUGAGAGCUAAAGUAUAAAAUAUGCUGGGGCCCUGGAUGGUGCCAAUACUGAAGUGCGGGCUGUGACAAACGCAAAAGCACAAGGACUUGAUUUUAAGAAGCCUUUCUUUUUUUCUGAAAGGAUAUUUUUGUGAGUUUCUUCUUUUUCAGGCUCAGCUUUGACUACAGAGAGGUGCUUUUACUUUAGGCCAAGAGGAAAAGCAGAGGAAAAGAGAGCAAAGUCAUCGAGACAACUGCACUGCGCUCUGGAAGUUGGUGUUCAGACAGGGGAUGGGCAUCAAUUCCCACAUACAGCCUUUUAACCUAUCAGUUUAUUCUCAGUCUCCUAGUUAUAUUUGCCUUCAAAACAAACUGUUACUGGCAAGGGUUAUCUGUCACUGAUUUAGCAGCCAAGUGCUGGAUAACUUGAACUGUGGUUUAGCAGAGAUUACAAAUAAAACAUUGAAAAGUGAACUGGAUAUGAAAUGUAGGGCUGGGAUUGCCCAGCCCUCGCCCACUGAAAUUAUUAUUUGCAGCUGAAAUUAUUAUUUGCAUUGUGCGGCAUCACAGUUCAGUGGCUGAGCAACGCCUGAGAAGUGAAAAGUCAUGAAACUUAUUUCCCUCUAAAAGCCUUGAAAUGUGACAGCACAUCUGUCACAAGAGCCAUUAUUCAAACACUAAAAACUAAUUGAAGAUUAAAAUGACACAUACUAAAUGGAGUCUUGUCUUAACUUGGGUAGACCUGUCGAUGUACAGAGCCAAAGCCACCAGAAUAAUGACCAAGCCUAGGACUUAUUUUCCUCUAUGGCUCUGAGGCCACUGAGUGAGUACUAUUUUGCCUUUUAAAGACAUGCAAUCCCAGACACAGGGGAAUCACACUGGUGUGCACAUAGGAAGUUUAAGGCAGAGUUUGAGUCCCAGUGUUAUUCACUGGACCACAAAUGCUGUGUUUCGAUUUACCCCAUUAUCACAGUAUCACAGUAUGUUUGGGAUUGGAAGGGACCUCAAAAGAUCAUCUAGUCCAAUCUAACUGGGGUGCUGGUUGACUCACCACCCAACUUGGCAAGCUGCUUGAGGCAUGGUACAGCUCUUGGCUCGGCACACAUCCUUUGUGUGCACACAAGGAUGUAAGAAGCUGUUGUAGGGUGAGUACGAGCCCAGACAUCACCCAUACGUGAAGCAGGGGUAGCCAGAGCUUCUCUGUAAAAUGUGAGUCCAUCAGCUGCUUUCCGCUGUAUGACCAUUGCAGAAAGAAAUGAGGAAUGUCCCCAGGAGCUGAAUGAAUUGCAGCGACUGUUAGGAUGAAAGGAUCACAAAAUAACAUAGGAUCCCAAUUUCUGGAAUGGUAUCUUUAGAGAAACUCUGUCCCUUCUCCAUUAACAUGCAGUUUUAGGGAGGUUCAGUCAUAGUCUCUUGUGACUGCAAGGAAACAACAUAACAUAUUACAGUUCUUAUCUCCAUAAGUGGCAACACAUCCAGUGAGUCAGCAAUAUUUCUGUGAUGUUCACAUGAACACAACUAAGCCACUUUUUUGCUAGAAGUCAUGAAGACUAUCUUUGCUGUUCAGAGUAAUUGAUUCAGAGUCAGUGCAGUUUCUGCCCCUUGGUAGCAGCACCCACAUGUGUAGUUCCACAGUUUUCUUCUGGGACAGGCUGGAGCAGCUCCCCUACACAGCAAUGUCUGGUAGGGCCCCAUGGUGAGGAAGUCCUAGCCACGUCCACCACUCAAUCCAUCUGUUCAAUGCCAUCCAGCCUGCCUGCAGCAAAUACCAUAUGCGGCAGCUUGGGGAUGUACGUUAACAUUGCAGGGGGUCCCUGAGGUCUGCCAGGGAGGGCAGUCAUGAUGUGGUCUACACAGGAGUUACUGUGGAUGCUUGGGCAAAGCCAAAUUCCUUUGCCACUGACUCCUCAUGAUGAAUACACGUAUGGGAUGUGAAGGCAGGCAGGUGACAGACACCGAUCUUGUGAGUCGAAUCCUGGAGCAGGAGGGCUGUCAGUCAGAAGUGGAAAACAAUAGGGGCCAAGUACACCCACAGACACUGGCUAGAGAGUUUAGUGGUACAUGGGAAGGAUUGUCUCUGUCUUCUGGAGAUGACUUAGAGAUGGCCAGUUGCCAAUAACACAGAGCUGUGGGCAAACAAAAGAGUGAAUCAAACUGUGAGAAGCUGAAGGGCUCAGAUUAAAAUGUCCAGACCACAAGUGAUGAGCCUUGGUGAGCUCAUUAGACACCACUUGUCAUUUCGGCACCAUCAAUCUUUCUUUUCACAUCUGAUGCAAGGUCUAAACAUCAAAGGUUGAGUGAUGGGAGCGUGAGCUGUGCAUUUUCACCAGACUACUUUAUAGGAAAGAUCAUAUGUGCAUCCCUUUUCCAAUCUCUUUCAAUCACCAGCAUCUAAAAAUCACAUUCUCCAAAAAAGCACCACCCCCUACUGCUAAUUAUAUGUAGAAUAUUCCAGUCCUUAUGCGAAUCAUCAGCAGUACGUCUGAUAACCAUAUAACUAUACUGCAAAAUACAUGUGACCUCUAAGCAUGGGUAUCGAGACUGCUGCAUACAAGCAAUGCUAUGGAGUUGUCCGACAAAUGGGAAAUGUUUUAAGGGAAACUGCUAUAUCCAACAUUAUGCCAGCCGCCCUGAGCUGUGCUGCCAUUAGCCUCCUUUGUUGGUGCAAAAUUGGAUGCUGGGAGGCUGUAACAGCAAAUUCAGGUGACAAUUCACGGUGCUUCUGCAUGGCUACAAGCAGCUCUGCUGGCUGGACAGGUUGCUGCAGAACAGCGUGGACCUCAUCAUGGUCCUCUGGUGAGGAGAGAGGAAGGGUUUCAGCAGAGAGCAAGUCUGAGCCAAUUUAGAAAAAAUAAAAA